Fusarium subglutinans is the source of this 1215-nucleotide messenger RNA. RefSeq lists its product as uncharacterized. The transcript has 2 exons. NCBI's taxonomy places the organism in Eukaryota, Fungi, Ascomycota, Sordariomycetes, Hypocreales, Nectriaceae. Bases 1 to 1215 code for a protein of 404 amino acids. The record is from RefSeq and is a predicted model, not a curated record.
AUGAAGGUCUCUCAUAUUCUGGCGCUUAGCGCUCCCCUACUUGCUUUGGCAGCACCUACGCCUGCCAACAGCCAACUUUCCAAGAAAGCCGAGGCCGAGAGCUUCUUCCUUCAAACCGAUGUCGGUUGGUUCGACGGUGGCGAUAAGAAACGCGCCAUUUCUGAGAAGCCCUCGACCAAAAAGCGUGCUCCAGCUGACGCUGACGCUGAAAGCUUCUUCCUUCAAACAGACGUCGGGUGGUUUGACGGUGACCGAGCUGGUAUUAUCGGAGACCGCUUUCUCCGUGGAGAAACAGAUCUGUGGGAGGACUAUGCCGACGCAUGCCCUGAAGACUAUGAUGAGGAUCUUUCUGAAGUUUCUACUUUUUUCUGUGCUUCUAGAAAUGGCUGUGAUUAUGGCACCGAAGAUAUUUGCGAAUAUCACAGAAAGUUAGACGAGGAAGGCCGAGAUUCAGACAAUGAGCUCGACAGGAACGAUCCGUAUGACCUCAAGUACCUCGAGAUGAAGAUGGAUCGUCGUGACCGCAAGAGAGAAUUGCGAGCACAGAAAAAAUGGGAUGAAGAGAUGCGAAAGAAGAGGGAGAAAUACACAGAGCAAAUGAACGAAGAGAAGAGGAAGGAAGCUCAAAAAAUUAAAGUCUAUGAGGAUGCGGCCAAAGCUGGGGAUUUUUGGAGAGAGUGCAGAAAAGAAAUAAGACCUUGGGACACGUACGAAGAGGGUGCUGAGGAAGACGAUAUCGGACUCGAGAAGCGUUAUGUCGACGAAAUCCGAGACACUCUCGACCGGGCGCAAUCUCUUGAGGAGACGCCUGCUCCUCUCAACCUUGGCCUCAUGAGAAUUUUCAAGCUCUGGUCAGUCGAUCACCUCAAGCACUGCCCCCACGAGGUCGAUCCUUCGAUGUAUAUCGAGUUCAGUAGCUCAUUUGACUAUGGUCAAUUCAAUGAGGAACAGAUUCGGACGAUGAGAGCUGAAAAGCCCUCCGGGCACAUAUGUCUGCUCUCAGAUACUGUCAAACUCUUAGACAAUUUCACGCCACCAGAGUAUUGUAGCACCAAAACUCACAACUUGGGAACAAGCAAAGAGCCGGUAUACAUCCAGUUCUUGGACGACAAUUACUUGACACUCAAGAUCAGCCGCGAGACGGUAUUUCAAAAACGCGAGGAGGAGGUCCCUUGGAUUGCACCUGUGUUUUUUUACAUACUACGGAAUCAGUGA